ACAUAAAUUACCAAAACAAGUCCUUAUCGAAAUUUUAUGACGAUAAAAACAGCAAAAAUCCAAACGACCGUUGAAUCAGAAUAUAAAUCAAUAAGGCUCAGCCAAUUAGGUUUCGAAAAUCAUAAUGGUGAAAAAAGGAGGCACGAAGAGGAAGAUUGCGAUUGAGAUGAUACAGAAGAGAGAUUCUCUUAGGGUUACUUGCACCAAACGCCGUGAAGGUCUCUUUAGCAAAGCCUCUCAGCUUUGUCUUCUCUCCGGUGCUCAAAUCGCUAUCUUGGCGACUCCUCCUUCUUCUGAAUCCAACGUCUCCUUCUACUCUUUCGGUCACUCCUCCGUUGAUGCCGUUGUCUCUGCUUUUCUCUCUGGACAACGUCCUGUUUCGGCUUCUGUUCCGGAGGAUAACAAAGAGACGAGGGAGGACGUUGGUAUUUGCCUGAAUCGAAAGAAUCUAGGGUUAGGGUUUUGGUGGAAUAACGAGAGCCUUGCCAGAUCGGAGAAUCCUCAAGAGCUUAGUGACGCGGUCGAUUCCAUGUGGACGUUGUUGAGUAAUCUCAAGGAAUUGCGUGCGGAUGAAGCUUUCGUUAAUGAUCACAAGGACUUGAAGAAGAACGAGAAGAGCGAUCAAACCCUAAAUCUUCAGUCCACUUCCGCAAUUUGUUGCAUUCCUGAUGAUUUACCUGAAAAUAUCAACGAGAAUAUUACUCAAGAGCCAGAUCAAACCCUAAAUCUUCAGUCCACUACUUCUACAAUUUGUUGCGUCCCUGAUGAUCUCGUUGUACUCGAUGAUGAAGAGCAGGAUCAGAUCCUCUCGAUUUGUGAAAGCUUUUGUGUGACGGACAACAACAACAAUGCCUUACCUGAAGGAAACUUGGAUUAUGGUCCAGAGAUGGAUAUUGAUAUUGAUCAACUCGUUGAUUUCGAGACUAAUUUUGAAAGCUCCCUCGAUGAUUGGUUUUCCAACAACACUCAACAGGAACUUGAGGAGACUAAUGCAAACUGGUUUGACCUCGAUCAGUUUUCCAUAUAUGUAUGAGGGAAAUCGAUCGAACUCAAACUGGUUCUGCUUCAGUUUUGGUUUGUUUAAUGAUAAUGCAUUCUUCUUCUUAUGUUUGAUUGCAAAUUAGUUAUGUUAAGUUGACUAUUAGAUACUAUCUAAUUAUCUAAAUAGGCUGAUUUGAGGUCCUAAUUGUUUUACCAUCUAACAUGAGUACAUGACUCUAGCUAGACCUUAUUUUUUCAAUUUUGCUUUGAGAAUAAAAGGUCAGUUUCAUA
Arabidopsis arenosa is the source of this 1272-nucleotide messenger RNA. NCBI's taxonomy places the organism in Eukaryota, Viridiplantae, Streptophyta, Magnoliopsida, Brassicales, Brassicaceae. The record is from the annotation of a GenBank genome assembly.